AUGGUUUACUACUUCACUUCAAAUGUGGUCAGUCCGGCCGCCUUCAUUUAUGUCGGAAAGGACAAAUUCGAAAAUGAGGAUUUGAUCGAGUUUGGAUUGGACUCAGAUGUUUGGGUCGGUCUCCUCUCGCGCUCGCGCAACAAUUUCCUACCCGCUCACGUCUACGUACGCCUACGGGAUGGAGAAACAUGGGACAACAUUCCGGAGGAGCUUCUGGUGGAUUGCGCACAGUUGACCAAAGCGAAUUCGAUCGAGGGAAACAAGAAGGACAAUAUAACCAUUAUCUACACACCAUGGUCCAACCUCCAGAAGGACGGUUCGAUGGCCACUGGACAGGUCUCCUUUCAUAACCCCAAGCUUGUUCGCAAGGUGCUCGUGCGCGCGCGCGAAAACCCGAUCGUCAACCGACUGAAUAAGACUCGUGUCGAGAAGUUCCCCGACUUCCGUGCCGAGAAGGAGGAAUUCUUGAAGAAAAAGCGCAAUGGUGAGCGCAAGACUCGGGACCAGUUGAAGGAGAAGGAGAAGCUGGAGAAGAGAGAGCGGGAGCAGCUCAAGUGGCAGAAGGAUCAUGCAUACGACGACUUCUUCAGUGAGGAGAACAUGGAGGCGAGCAGCAAUCAGGACCGAAACCCGGAUUUCCUUGACGACUUUAUGUGA
Penicillium pulvis is the source of this 657-nucleotide messenger RNA. RefSeq lists its product as uncharacterized. The transcript has 5 exons. Lineage: Eukaryota; Fungi; Ascomycota; Eurotiomycetes; Eurotiales; Aspergillaceae. The record is from RefSeq and is a predicted model, not a curated record. Bases 1 to 657 code for a protein of 218 amino acids.